Messenger RNA from Tetrahymena thermophila SB210, 2598 nucleotides. Its product is annotated as Serine/Threonine kinase domain protein. The transcript is spliced from 5 exons. The record is from RefSeq and is a predicted model, not a curated record. Gene Ontology annotation, molecular function: ATP binding; protein serine/threonine kinase activity. Lineage: Eukaryota; Ciliophora; Oligohymenophorea; Hymenostomatida; Tetrahymenidae. Gene Ontology annotation, biological process: chromosome segregation; peptidyl-serine phosphorylation; intracellular signal transduction. Gene Ontology annotation, cellular component: nucleus.
AUGCAAAUAGAUCAAAGAAAGAAAUUGGAGCUUCUUGAUUAUAGAAUGCGCCAUCCUUCGACUUCACCUAUAAAAACAAUAAAUAAUUUUGCAAAUAUAAAAUAAAAGCUGAAUGGUAUUGAUAUUUAUAAGAACAAUAAUGAGCAAUUAAAAGAUCUUCAUGAUAAUGAAGAGGAUGAUGAUGAUAAAAGUGAAUAAGAUGAUUACUUAAACUUUGAUGAUAAUUAAAAUAAUCAAGGAAGUCUAGAUUUUAUGAAUAAAAACCUUUCUGGAUUUAAUAAUGGAGGUAAUUUUUUGUACUGUACUCCACCUGUUAAGAUCAAUAACAAUUAUGGCAAUAAUCCAAGUAUUUUAAAUAACCCGCAUCUAAUAAAGAGUUUUAAUGAAGAAAAUAACGAUUUAGAUUAAUAAAACUCUUCAGAAAACAAUUCAGAUGAAGAAGAGAGAGAGAUUGAAGAGGAUGAAAAUGUUUCCAGCAAUAAUGAAGAACUCGAAGAAGAUGAUAGCAAUCAAGAUCAGCAAGAAAGUUUAGAAAAAGAUGCUUCUUCUUAGCAAUCAAUUAAAAAUGAAAAAUAAAAUAAAAGUUAGGUGUCAUAAAUUGAAAAAUCUUAAAAAUAACAACCCCCUUAAAAAGCUGAAAAUUUUGAGCCAACAAUAAAAAAAGUAAGAGUUUUAAAUUCUUAAAAAAUUCUUUUUUAAGAGAACACAUUCCCCAAUGAAAAUGAAAAGCCAAUAAAUUAGUAAAGCGGAUAAAGUGGUGAAUAAGUAAAGAAAACUGAAGAUAUUAAAAAUAUAGUAAAUUAAAUUGGGCUCAUUUAAGUCAAAAAUGCUGCUAAAAAUAAUAAUAAAACUUAAAAAAAAAUAUCAAAAAUUACGGAUUACUUAAAUCAGGAUUAAGUUAAUAAAAAUGCAAAUAAUAACAAUAUGUUUUCUAAAAGUACUGGAAACUCCAAUAACACAGAAACCGAGUAAAUUUAAUUGCUUAAUCGUGAACUAAAAGAAAAAGAAUAAUAGCUAAAUUAAAAGUAGAAGUAGAUUGAAAACUUAGAAAAUUUAGUAGGAAAAUUAAAACAAAGUUUAUAAAAUGCAAAGUCAACUAAUACAAGUGGAUAAAAUUCUUUAAAUCCAACAAUCUUUGAUCACUCCAAAAUAAAGAGAAUUGUUUAAAAAAUGUUUACUGAAAACUCAUUUUUAAAUAGAAAACUAAUAAAAAUGUAACUUUAGCAAUCCAAGCAAAGAUUAGGUGAAUAUGUUGUAGACCUAUAAAAUUUUAAAGAGCAAUGGAUUGAUGGAUUUGAAGUUUAGGAACUUUAUAGUUAAUUGGAUUAAGUUUAGAAAAAAAUUAAAUAUUAUUAAAAUGUACUUUAAAACUUGAAAACUAUGAAACCAAAGAAAAAAACUUAAACAAAUGGAAAAUAAUAAAAGCAACUGACCCUAUUAGGCUCAUUAAAUGAUCCAUCUACCUAAGCUAAUUCUAACUAAGAUAGUAAUUCAAAACUCACUUUUGAAGACGAAGACGAAUUUGACACUUCCAUAUACCCUAAUUAAGCAGUUGCACAUGAAGAACAAAAGCGCUUUACUGCUUUCCAAAUAACUCUUCUCUAAAAAUAGGAAGAAGUUAUUGUGAAUAAUCUAAACUAAAAGAAAAAGGAAGUAAAGGAAAUAAUUAAAAAGUACUAAUUAUAGUUUUUGGAAGAAAAUUCUAGAUAUGGAGGAAUUUAAGUUGAAAACCCAUGGCCUAUUUUGGGAGAAAGAUAUUAACUGCUCUCACUUCUUGGAAAAGGUGGUUUUAGUGAAGUAUACAAAGCUAUUGAUUUAGAAGAAUUCCGUGAAGUAGCUAUAAAAAUACACUAUAUUGAUAAAUCUUGGAGCAAUAGAGUUAAACAAAAUUAUUUGAAGCAUGCUUUUAGAGAGCAUGGAAUAUAAAAAGAAUUAAACCAUCCAAAUAUAGUAAAAUUGUAUGACUACAUAGAAAUUGAUAGCACUUCAUUUGCCUCAGUUUUGUAAUUCUGCGAAGGACCAGAUUUAUCUUAACAUUUAAAAAUACACUCCACAAUUAUAGAAUAAGAUGCAAAGUAUAUUGUAAAAAAAAUACUUGAGUGUCUUGAAUACCUUAGCUCGUUUUAGAGUAAAGUAAUUCACUAUGACCUCAAGCCUUAGAAUAUAAUUUUCCAUAAAGGAUAAAUAAAAAUUACUGAUUUUGGUCUUUCUAAAAUUAUAGAAGAUAAUGCUACUCGUCUUGAACUUACUAGUUAAGGUGUCGGAACCUAUUGGUAUUUGCCACCUGAAUGCUUUGAAAAUUUCGGCUGUGAAGAAAAUGAGAAAGCUCCAACAAUCUCAAACAAAGUUGAUAUUUGGAGUGUAGGAGUAAUUUUUUACGAGAUGCUGUUUGGAUAAAAACCUUUCGGUAAUAAAAUGACUCAGGAAUAAAUUUUGAGAUAAAACACAAUCUUAAAUAGCAAAGAAGUCAAGUUCCCUAAAAAGCCUUUGAUUUCUAAGGAAGCAUAAUCAUUUAUAAUUGGUUGUUUGAAGCAUAAUUAAGAAGAAAGAUUUGAUGUGAAAUAAGCUCUCAAUCAUCCUUACUUUAAAAAAGCAUGA